GGCAACGGCAAACUGUUAAUGUGAGCUAACACGGAGUUACAGAUGUUACAGAUGUUACAGAUGUUACAGGCUGUGAGAGGUCAACAGUAGCUGUAGCUGUCUCCUCCGUCACACGAACAGAAAAGAGAAACAUUCAUGUUGCAGCUCCUACGUAAGGUAACGACAUCUGACGUUAGCCUUUAGCUACACUUAGCUUCUUUUCGACGACGGUCGCUCAAACCGUCUUCUUCUUUUUACCAACAAUCACAUCGUUUGUGUCUGGAUGCCACUGAGUGCCAGCGUCGGUGAGUGAAUCUAACGAAGGGAUGGAGAAGGAGCAGCACAACACCGUCGUGUUCAACUCUUCCAAAAGAGAGCUGUUUUCUACCAACAGUGGAUACAAAUCCAUGCAGAAGAGACUGAGAGCUCAAUGGAAAAUCCAGAGUAUGAAGGAAGAGCUGUCUUUGGACAAGCUGAAGGGUGUCAGGUUGUGGAUAACUGCAGGCCCGAGGGAGAAGUUCACAGCAUCAGAGCUGGAGGUGCUGAAGCACUACCUGGACACAGGAGGGAAUGUGCUGGUCAUGCUCGGCGAAGGAGGAGAAAUGAAAUACGACACCAAUAUCAACUUUCUCCUGGAGGAGUACGGGAUAAUGGUCAACAAUGAUGCCGUUGUGAGGAACGUGUAUUACAAAUACUUCCAUCCUAAGGAGGCGCUUGUGUCCAAUGGUGUAUUAAACAGAGAGAUAAGUCGGGCUGCUGGCAAAGUGGUCACAGGAAUCACUGAAGAUGAAAAUAUCGGAAAUGAUGCUCAAGCUCUGACAUUUGUGUACCCAUAUGGAGCCACACUGAGUGUGAUGAAGCCUGCUGUAGCUGUUCUUUCAACUGGCUCAGUCUGCUUCCCCCUCAACAGGCCUGUGCUGGCAUUCCAUCAAGGAAAGGAGACUGGCAAGCUGGCAGUGUUGGGUUCCUGCCACAUGUUCAGUGACCAAUACAUAGACAAAGAGGAGAACAGUAAAAUCAUGGACGUUGUGCUCCAGUGGCUCAUGACUGACAACAUUCAGCUGAAUCAGAUUGACGCCGAAGACCCAGAGAUCACAGAUUACAACAUGUUGCCAGACACAGGGUGCUUGUCAGACCAGCUCAGAGUGUGUUUACAAGAGGGUGAUGAAAACCCCCGAGACUUCACGUCUCUGUUCGAUAUGUCUUUGUUCAAUUUGUCAACUGACACUUUGCCCCAAGUCAUUGGCGCUUACAAGCAGCUUAAUGUCAAAGAUGAGCCGCUUCAGCUGAUCACGCCGCAGUUUGAGACCCCUCUGCCUCAGCUUCAACUUGCUGUCUUCCCUCCUGCUUUAAGUGAUUUGCCUCCACCCAUGUUGGACCUGUUUGAUCUAGAUGAAACCUUCUCUUCUGAGAAGGUGCGCCUGGCACAGCUCACCAAUAAGUGCACGGACGAUGAUCUUGAGUUCUACGUGCGCAAAUGUGGCGAAAUUCUUGGUGUGACUCCAAAGUUGGAUAAAGAUCAGAGGGAUGCCAAGCACAUCUUGGAACACAUUUUCUUUCAAGUUGUAGAGUUUAAGAAACUCAAUCAGGAGCAUGACAUGGACACAGAGGCCCAAUUCACGAAUGCAUUGUAACUGGAUUCAGCUGUGCCCUCUCAGCACUCUUUGUCAUGUCCAAGCAGAAGAGUUUGUUCCUUAGAAGCAGCAGUUGUGGACUACGCUGUAUAAACAUGGUACUGUGGUGAUCACAAACUGUUAAUUUGUUUAAUGUGUGUUACUGUUAGUUAAAUUUCUUUGUUGUCUUACUGUUAAAUAUUUUAUAUCUUUCUAUUGUAUUUUGUAAAUAAAAUUGUAAAAAUAC
Larimichthys crocea (large yellow croaker) is the source of this 1839-nucleotide messenger RNA. It is a transcript of the gene ift52, whose product is annotated as intraflagellar transport 52 homolog (Chlamydomonas). The transcript has 14 exons. Lineage: Eukaryota; Metazoa; Chordata; Actinopteri; Sciaenidae. Gene Ontology annotation, cellular component: intraciliary transport particle B; cilium; centriole. The record is from RefSeq and is a predicted model, not a curated record. Gene Ontology annotation, biological process: intraciliary transport; cilium assembly. Bases 306 to 1613 code for a protein of 435 amino acids.